Sclerotinia sclerotiorum 1980 UF-70 is the source of this 294-nucleotide messenger RNA. RefSeq lists its product with no specific name. Lineage: Eukaryota; Fungi; Ascomycota; Leotiomycetes; Helotiales; Sclerotiniaceae. Bases 1 to 294 code for a protein of 97 amino acids. The record is from RefSeq and is a predicted model, not a curated record. The transcript has 2 exons.
AUGCCAUGCUCUCUUACUGUACUCGACUUCUACUGCCACUGCCACUGCUACUGUUACUACUACUACUACCACUACUACUACUACCUACACUACUACUACUACCCAGCCUCGAAAAAUGAUCUCUCUAUAACACAGGAGGAUACCGCUGCUUCCGAAAAGCCCCAAAAUGGGUUUGACUUAUCUUUUAGACCCAGGUCGUUGAGUGGAUUAGUGACUGAGUGGUAUGGACAUUCCGAAGUCGCUUUCAAGUCUUAUCAUGUUCGACAAAGGGGGGAGGAUGAUGGAUUAAAUUGA